Messenger RNA from Nilaparvata lugens (brown planthopper), 1094 nucleotides. RefSeq lists its product as uncharacterized. The coding region runs from base 177 to 1094 and encodes 305 amino acids. NCBI's taxonomy places the organism in Eukaryota, Metazoa, Arthropoda, Insecta, Hemiptera, Delphacidae. The record is from RefSeq and is a predicted model, not a curated record. The transcript is spliced from 8 exons.
UUUGUUUGUUUGCGUGGGUGUGCUUGUGUUGAUAGUUUUAAACUUUUGAAUAACAUUUGUGCGGGAAAGUGAAGUUUUUGUGAUGAAGUGUCAUGUUUAAUCGUAAAUAAUUACUUUGUGUUUGAUCAACAACGUCUAGAUACUUUUGCAAUUGACAGUUUUUGUUUUUUUUCAGGAUGGCGGUCAGUCUUGCAGAUGUGAUAUCGGUGCGCGCUCUCCAGGAAAACGAAGUUUGGGCUCUCCUUUGUCAGUCGGCCCAAGCUAUCCAAGAUGUCCUCUUAACGAAUGGUGAUGAAAGGAAGAUGGGAAUCCCCGCGUCAGUGCGUGCGGAAGGACUGAAGCUGACUCCGCGGGGCCGUGUCAUUCUUGCACCUUCCGCCCCCUCUACUCACUCCACUAAACUUUCUCAUAUGCAGAUUGAAAAGAUGUUGAUCUACUCUCUUGGACUGACUGUGAAGCAAGCGGUUGAUCUUCCUUCUCUAAGUCAACACCUGAAAGCUCUUCUUGAAGCAAUGACUUCCUCCAGGCCUGAUACUCGGGCUUCUCUCAUGGAUGUUCUUAAUGGUGUAGCUGAUCACUGUCUAAUUCGAGGUCAGUCAAGACCGUUCUCUCACCUUCUCAUGGAACUUCACGGGCAAGUCCUUUCUCAGGUGAAAAAUACUGACUUUGAAAAUAGUAUCAGCGGAAAAGACUCAAAUAACUCUACUCUGAACAUGGUGGAGAAAAAACGAAAUAAGGUUCAAAGAGCAGGAUCUCGACUCUACAGAGCUGACAUUUCAAAGUACCAUUGUCCGAACACUUGCAUUGGACCUGAGUUUAUUGUGAGAGCUCUACCUGCGCCAAAAGUUAUUCAUAUUGGAGAUGCCAAGGUAAUUGUUGAGAGCGAAUGCAUAGAACAGAACUUUGUGCUGGGCCUGGCCACUCUGGUGUCAGGUGACUUUGUGUUUGUGGCGCCGGAGACCAAACUGAGCAAGGUGGCUCCGUCGGCCUGGGUCGGCGAGACGCACCGCCAACGCCAACGCCAACCCUACUACAAGUUCAUCCUCUAUUUGCGAAUUCUUUUCUACUUGCCUAGUCUGAGAGGCAUCGGGUGA